Messenger RNA from Porites evermanni, 4328 nucleotides. The record is from the annotation of a GenBank genome assembly. NCBI's taxonomy places the organism in Eukaryota, Metazoa, Cnidaria, Anthozoa, Scleractinia, Poritidae.
AUGGUGCCUUCAUGCUGUCAGCGUUGCCAAGCACAUGGAAUAACUACUGUCAACAUUAUGGAAAGUAACACGGAUAAUCCCCGCAAAAAGCAAGAUCAUAUUGCAGUACGAAGUUCUGUGGAAGAGAGUGACUUCAGUUUUCCACUGUUUGGGUAUGAAGGACAGCGGCAGUUUAUGGGGGAGUAUGGGUUUCUAGCUGUUGUUAAGUCUCCCGCUGUUGUUUUUAUUGUUCCCAAAGAGGAUACAAGUAAAGUGUCGUUAAGACUUUUAUCUUCUGUGUUCAGCUGUUGGCCAGUACUACUCCUCAACUUUUCUAUUGUUUUGCUGUCUGGGAUGAUUAUUUGGAAUUUGGUAAGUAUGUGUGGAUCAGUAAGAUACUGGAAACCUACCGACCCCUUUCCUCGUAACGUAACAUUUUGCCUCAAGCGAGACGUUAGUGUUUAUGUUGGGUUAAGGAUUAGGGGAAGGGUCGGCCGGCAGUUUCCUUUAUGCCUUUAUGACCUGUGUGCUUGUGUGCGAAGUACCACCUUCUUUGAAGACCUCUACACAAGGGUUUUUAGCCGUUAGAUAACUAAAAAAAUAGUCAACAACUUUUUUACAAAGUCUCAUAACGGACACUCUCGUAAGGGGACAGCUUUACUUACGGCCGCCUUCACAAAAUGCCGUUUUUCUCAACUCUCGUACAAACUCUGUAUUUUUACAUUUCCGUAAAAGGCCAACUCCAGUUACAUCUUUUUCGCGUCCCGAGAGUGUCUGCUCACGAGAGCUUCCACUGUACGUGCAAAAAUUAAAACAUAAAAAUUUUGACAUUUAAGCUGUUUAAACUGAACUUAAGAUGUUCGCGAUUACAGAUGAUUGAAUGAAAUUGGAGUGCAACUUAAGCUUAGAAAUUCUUGCAUCUUUAAAACUUUGUUUUAUUUUGACUUCCCCGUGGACAAAAUUCUUCCUGCGGUUACAGAAGAUUUAGCAGAUUCUCCCAUUUAAGUGUAAAGGGAGGAUCUUUCUCUUUUGGGGAGCGACGGUGGCGUAGUGGUGAGAGCACUCGCCUCCCACCACUGUCACGGUGGCCCGGGUUCAAAUCCCGGCACCGAUGCCAUAAGUGGGUUGAGUUUGUUGUUGGUUCUCUCCCUUGCUCCGAGAGGUUUUUCUCCGGGUACUCCGGUUUUCCCCUCUCCGCACAAACCAACAUGCCUAAAUUCCAAUUCGACCAGGAAUCAGGUAGACGAAGAACCACUGUGGAUGUGCUACCUCCAAAUCGUUAUUUAAUCAAUCCGUGCAUACUCAAUCACAAUCCUUGCUAUUUAAGUAACGUUAAUGAAGAUAGUCUUCAGUUUAUUAUUACUGAAACAUUUCGUCAAUAAUGUUUUGUUUAGGAUUCUUCAAAGAAUGAUCAGGAAUUUUCAAAAUCCUUCCUAAGAGGAGCAUGGGAAGGCAUGUGGUGGGCAUUCAUUACCAUGACAACCGUUGGGUAAGUAAAGUAUUCGCCUCUGAUCCACUGGCAAUGUGCUCUCGACCCCAGGCCAGUUCGCGCUAUCCCUGUAAACGAAGGAGGCUUGGAACUGAGCGCGAAUUCUCAUGACAACCUUGUAUUGACAGAUAAUGUCUCGCCCCAAAUCGCCGAGGACGACUGGGAACGAGACUCCUUCGGCAAUGAUCUCCGUUUUAGUCCGUACCGGUGACUUUUCAUCCAUAUACUUUAAUGUCGCUUUCAAGCGCUAGCUGAACCAAUGACGUGUCCUUAGCGAACUUAAUAGUGUUCAAGAAACGAAAUACAUGCAGUAUUUAUUGGCUAGUAUGCCUCGCCACCUAAAAUAUUUCAGCCGACUUCGAAAGUGGACUCUCCACACUUGUCAGCGGCACUUUCCGCUAGUCAAGUCAUUGGCGAACGUUUUCAUUUGUCGAAAUAGUAGUGAGUUUACGCAACAGAAUGGAAGAGGAAAGAAGACGGUAAACCUUGUGUGACGAGCUUGACAAUAAUUUUGUUUCAAAAAACGUUUAAUUUCGCCAAGCUUCACUCUCACUCUUCAGUCUCACUCUCUAUGUAAAAAGACAGAAACAAUAAUGUUGAAUGAAGAUCACGACAAAACACGCAAGUAACAGCCCUGUCACGUUUGUCACACACAAGCGUUUUGCCGUCUUCUUCUUUCUGCCGUCCUGUUGCGUAAACUCACUCACUCCCAACCUGCAGUGUAGUGGCUGUGUCGUAGGUUGGUAGGCGGCAUAAUAUUAGCAAAUGAAAACCACUGAUUGAUUGCUUAGCGCAGUUCUCAUCCAGGUUGUGUUUCAUAUUUUACAGGUACGGAGAUAGGGCGCCCAAGUCAAAAAUGGGACGAAUUUUCUCUGUGAUGGCCACGUUAAUUGGCCUGGUUUCUAUUGCCGUGUUGCUAGGCAACCUUACAACAUCCUUGACAACAGAUAUUGUUUUCAGUGACAUCAAGCUCUAUGGAUCCAAGGUGAUAACCAUAAAUCUCGUUUUUUUUUCCGAAAUUGGAAAAAACGAUAUGUCGCCAAGUGUGGAACCUUUAUGUGGAACCUUUUUGUAAAAUAUAGCAGUGGAGUAAAUCGAUCAAUUUAGUUUUCUGGGAAACUGCUCACCUACCCCUCCCCUAAGUCAACAUUAACACUUACUUCUCACUCAGGGCAAAAUGUUGGGUCAAGGGAGGGGUAGGUGGGCAGUUUCCUCGAAACCUAAAUUGAUCCGAGUAAAUCUAUCUUCAACAUACCGUGACGGGACUAGCUAAAUCGGUAGAGCGCUUGACUGCAGAGCGGAAGGUUGCGAGUUCGACUCCCGGGACGGGAUCAAUACUCAGGGGCCCGUUUCUCCAAAGUCCCGAUAACUUUUCGGGCUCGAAAAGCUGUUUAUGUUUACUGUGUUUGCAUUCAAAAUCAAAGUUUCAAUGAUUUUGAAAACGAUACAAUGAAACUAUCAGUUAGAGAACAAAAUUGACAAGUUUGUGAGCUUGGAACUGUGCUAAUAUUCAACAGGUUUUGAUUUCAAAAUUUGCCUUCGGACCCGAAAAGUUACGGGGCCUUUCGAGAAAAGGGUCCCAGGCUCGUAAAAUAACAGGUGAGAAGAGUAAGCGAGGGUCCAGCCGUUUGCUGGACCCUCGCUUGGCUCGGAUUAACAUGUAUAAUGGCGGUUCUCAAUUAGUACUUCCGUACUAAAUACAUUGACACUCAAAUUAAGUGCUUUUUUCGGUUAAUUUAAUUAGUUAUAUAUUAACUUCUUAUCACAGGUUGCGGCUAUUCACAAUUCCUCCGAGUUUCGUCUUGGAUUGCGCAAAAAUGCAAAAAUGAAUCCAGGUAAUAAUUGAAAUAAGUCUUAAUGUAGUGGACCUAGACCUCUAAUCAGCUAGUAAUUUAAUAGCACUCUGGGAGAGACUCCGCCCGAAAGGGGUACCUUCUUGAGGCUUCAGGUAUAUGAAAGGGUAGGGAUUUUCACAAGUGGAAGUAUGUGAAAGUGUAGGAAAAUCUGUUAUUUUCGUUUGGAAAGAGGCCCAAAAGGGCUAACGAUGCACUUAACGAUUGUGGAAAAGUCGAAGAAAUGUUGUAUUUUUUUUACUUAUUUACAUUUUAAAGACAGUGCAAUUACGUCAGUUAAAAGAGAUGAAAAGUUUUCAACUAGGUAUGUUAAAGGGGAGCUAAAAGGGUAAGGGGUUGGACCUUGGGACGGAGCCCUCCCGUAUAAAGCUUUUCUGAGUACCCCCCCUCCCCUCCCCUCCCCCCGAGGGCUCGAGCACGAACUUCAUGAACUUGUAUUGAUGGAUUCUGGGGCACGAAAGACGUCAUCCAUUCUUUCCAACAGAACGGGAAGUUAGUCUGUACCAGGUGAGAGCACUGGUCUCUCAACAUCGUCACCAAGGGUGGUACGUCUCGGAGGCGACUAUGCUUAAUUUCGGAAGCUUAUUAGAAGAAUAAAUAUUCUACAAGUUCAUUUUAUCGGAAGUCGAAGAUGAUCGAGGAUUUUUGACUGUAUUAUUCUUAUUCUUGCAAUGUUUUUAUGUGUGUGGGUGUGUAGUUUUUUUUUACAUAGUUGCACUUCUCCAACAGGCAGAGAAUACAGAAAUCUGGAUGAAGUUUACGAAGCUCUUCUAUCGCGUGAGGUUGACGGGGCGCUUAUAGAUGCUUUGAUUGCGGGCAGUCGAGAAGACUUGUUCAACUCCAGUGGACUGAGAAUUUACCAGACUUUCCAACAUUCUUCAGUAUAUGGAAUGGUGUUGGCUGGUGAAACCAAGAAAUUGCAACAGUGCUUUGAGAAAUUCAUGAAAGAGAAUUCCGCCAUGAUAUCUGCACAUGUGGCAUCAAAGACUUCAGUUAUUAAGGUAGAA